AUGAGAGAUGCCAAGCUUUUACGCAACAAACGGAAGUAUGAAAUUCAGAAGGAGUCGCACAAGAACGCCAAGAUUGAAGUGGCUAAGAAAUCCGGUUGUUACAAGCCGGGAAUGAAUAUGGAUUUGGUUACGGUGGCCCAGCUCAGGGAAGGUGCCGUUCCUGCCGCUGCUCUUCCCACAAACGACAACACUCAAGCCAAUGGCAAUGACAACGGUGAUGGCAAGCCCAAAGCUAAGAAACGGAGGAUCAACUACGGCAAGAUGUGGUGUCCCUACUGCGGAAAGAAAGGGCAUGUUUCCAAGGCUAGCAAGAAGUGCAUUGCUGACUUGGCAUCCCCUCAAAAGUACAACAAAGCUGAUGGCUCUGAAUUGGUUGUUGUCACUCCUGGAGGAGUUUCAGCAAGCACCCCCAUUGCUGCUGCUACACCACCACCUUCUAGUGCUACAAAUAGUGAUGCGGUGGAGGUUGGAUUGUGGGACCAGUUGCCCUUGGAAAGUGCCAAUUCAGAUGAGGAGGAAGUCACUAACAACGCUAUCUAG
Seminavis robusta is the source of this 540-nucleotide messenger RNA. The record is from the annotation of a GenBank genome assembly. NCBI's taxonomy places the organism in Eukaryota, Bacillariophyta, Bacillariophyceae, Naviculales, Naviculaceae.